Aspergillus glaucus CBS 516.65 is the source of this 432-nucleotide messenger RNA. RefSeq lists its product as uncharacterized. Bases 181 to 432 code for a protein of 83 amino acids. Lineage: Eukaryota; Fungi; Ascomycota; Eurotiomycetes; Eurotiales; Aspergillaceae. The transcript is spliced from 3 exons. The record is from RefSeq and is a predicted model, not a curated record.
GUUACGGAAAUCCUCAUCUCCAGGCGGGUCACGCGUCCAGGCAACAUUAUUAGCCAGCCUUAUACCCCUUCGGGUUUAGAUCCGCGUGUCUCCUGGAAUCUAUUAAAGCUUCGUUUUCCUCUUUAUUUCCUUCCUUUUCAUUCAUCCUCACUCUUCUUUCUCUCAAUUACUCUAAGCAAAAUGUUCAACUUCUCUCUCUUCAAGUCCUCCAAGGAGGAAACCCCCGCCGCCACAUGGAACCCCAACACUCUUACUAUGGAACAGCCGUCGAGUCCCGAGGCUCCUCAUGCCCAGCAGCAGGUUGUUACUGAGCAGCCGUCUACUCAGGAACCGAUGCAGAUGGGCCUUCGCGGUGGUAACGGCGGUGGUGGUAUCUGCUGCGGAAUCUGCGCCGGUCUUGCUUGCUUCGAAUGCUGCGAAAUCUGCUGCUAA